Messenger RNA from Ailuropoda melanoleuca (giant panda), 505 nucleotides. Its product is annotated as ribosomal protein L23a. Gene Ontology annotation, molecular function: structural constituent of ribosome; rRNA binding. The record is from RefSeq and is marked provisional. Lineage: Eukaryota; Metazoa; Chordata; Mammalia; Carnivora; Ursidae. Gene Ontology annotation, cellular component: ribosome. Gene Ontology annotation, biological process: translation.
CUUUUUGCGAAGAUGGCGCCGAAGCCUAAGAAGGAAGCCCCUGCGCCUCCCAAAGCCGAAGCCAAAGCAAAGGCUUUGAAGGCCAAGAAAGCGGUGCUGAAAGGCGUCCACAGCCACAAAAAAAAGAAGAUUCGCACGUCACCUACAUUCCGACGACCCAAGACUCUGCGUCUCCUAAGGCAGCCCAAAUAUCCUCGAAAGAGCGCCCCCAGGAGAAACAAGCUUGAUCACUAUGCCAUCAUCAAAUUCCCCCUGACUACUGAGUCAGCCAUGAAGAAAAUAGAAGACAACAACACACUUGUGUUCAUUGUGGAUGUCAAGGCCAACAAGCACCAGAUCAAACAGGCUGUGAAGAAGCUCUAUGAUAUUGAUGUGGCCAAGGUCAACACCUUGAUCAGGCCUGAUGGAGAAAAGAAGGCUUAUGUUCGACUGGCUCCCGACUAUGAUGCUUUGGAUGUUGCCAACAAAAUUGGGAUCAUCUAAACUGAGACCAGCUGGCUAAAUC